AGGAAGGAGAGGGAGAAGAAAACCUAAAGAGAAACAACAAACUGACUGAAACCAGGCACCACAGAAGAAAAAGAGUUUGUGACACUUUCCUGCAGGAGUUUUAAUUAUUUGUUUCAAGUUUUCAAAGGUGCUUUUAAAGAUGGAGAGCAUACGAGCUGUGGUCUAUCUGUCUGUCUGUCUGUCUGUGCUGACAUCACUGUGUCAGGGUCAAAGGUCAGGCAACAGCCACCUGCCAUCUGCACCUGACGAACCAAUCCUCGGACUCUCAACCAGUGAGCUGGCUGAUGCUCUGCAGGGUCUUCUGGAUGAAGCUGAUAGCUCGGUCGGUCUCUCUGUGGAGAAAAAAGCCAGCGUGAUCCCACGGUGCGAUGUGGGUGAACGGUGUGCGAUGAAACACGGACCUCGGAUUGGUCGGCUCUGCGACUGUCUGAGAGGAACUGCCUGCAACACCUUCUUCCUGCGCUGCUACUGAACUGAUCCCCGUGAGGACCUAAACUCCGUCUGGACGCUCACACAGACUUCACUAACUGUGUUCAUGAAGACAGAAG
This is a messenger RNA of Archocentrus centrarchus (flier cichlid), 548 nucleotides long. It is a transcript of the gene cart4, whose product is annotated as cocaine- and amphetamine-regulated transcript 4. Gene Ontology annotation, biological process: cellular response to starvation; G protein-coupled receptor signaling pathway; positive regulation of MAPK cascade. Bases 140 to 472 code for a protein of 110 amino acids. Gene Ontology annotation, molecular function: neuropeptide hormone activity. The transcript is spliced from 4 exons. The record is from RefSeq and is a predicted model, not a curated record. Lineage: Eukaryota; Metazoa; Chordata; Actinopteri; Cichliformes; Cichlidae.